UCCGCCGCUGCGCGAGAACUUUAAUAAUGAAGUAGACGGCGGAGCGCGAGAGCGUCCGAGCUAACGUUAGGGACGUCAAGAAAAAAACAACAAAAACAAAACGUGCGUCUAAAGGCGCGCGGGACCCGCGUGUGGUGCUAAAGGGGGUGCGUGUUUUGGCGCGGGUCGUUUGGAGCGUUCCGCUCCGGUGCGGACACGGGUAGUGCUGCCCGCCUCGCGCAACACCGUCCACGGGAGUUCUCAUGAACUUCUGGAGGACUCCCCCGCGAGCCACACUGACAGCGCGCGCACUUACUGUCGAGCCGUUUCCUGCGCUUCCCGAAGCUCGAGCGCAUGAAUAUUUUUGGAUGAGCAUGUCAACAGAGUGAAUGCGGCGACGCACACAGAACUUUCGGAUAGUUCGGGGAUCUCUCGCCACACAACUCAGUAUCUGGAUUAAAGGUAUAGAGAGGGGAAGUUGUCAACUCAUGGAGAAUACACAAGAGCUGAACGAGCAGGUGAAGAAACCUCUCUCAGAUGCUCAUGACCCCUCUGACACCAGAUCUUUGGAGAUGCAGGAAUUAACUACCCCUCAGCACGCAGUGACUAGUGUCAAUGACAGCAGCUCCAAACUGGACAAGACCCUCCUCAGUAACAGCAUCUCCACCAAUGGAACAGGAGGAGAGAACAUGACAAUUCUAAACACGGCUGAUUGGUUGCUGGGCUGCAGCACUCCGCCCACUGCCCCAAGUACGAAGAACUAUGUAAAGACAGAGCCACUGAACAGCAGUGAAGCCGUGAGCACAGCAGGAGGAGAUGCAGGGCUAGACACUUACACGGGGUCAGUUAUAACCAGUAGCGGAUUCAGUCCUCGUCCUGGACACCAGUACUCACCUCCCCUCUACCCCUCAAAGCCCUAUCCCCACAUCCUGUCCACAUCUGUGGCCCCGCCUAUGUCUCCUUACACUGGCCAAUCCCAGUUUAGCACGAUGCAGCAGUCCACAGUAUAUACGCCUUACUCCCAAACCUCACAACCCUACGGCCUCUCCACCUAUGCAGAUCUGGGGGUGAUGUUACCAGGGAUAAAGACAGAAGGUGGGCUGUCCCAGACACAAUCUACCCUCCAGUCAGGAGUCAGCUACAGCCCUGGAUUCACCACCCCCCAGCCUGGACAGACAGCCUACUCACCUUAUCAGAUGCCAGCAUCAGGGUUUACAACUUCUCCUGGACUGUACACCUCCAAUAACUCUGUUGCCAAUCCGGCCAACUUCAGCACACAACAGGAGUACCCUGCGUACACAGCGUUUGGGCAGAAUCAGUAUGCUCAGUAUUACUCCGCCUCCUCGUACGGCUCGUACAUGACAUCCAACAGCACAUUGGACAGCACAGGUUCCACCUCCAGCUAUCAGCUGCAAGAGCCCACUCCUGUAAUAACAGGACAGGCACCUGAGUUGCACUCAGGUGAGUUUGAGGCCGGACAGAGUCCCUCCACGCCCAUCAAGGAAUUGGAGGAUCGGUCAUGCCGUGGGGGCGGGGCUAAGCCCAGGGGGCGUGGAAGGAAGAACAACCCCUCACCACCACCUGAUAGUGAUUUAGAGAGAGUCUUUGUCUGGGAUCUGGAUGAGACCAUCAUUGUUUUUCACUCGCUUCUCACUGGAUCUUAUGCACAGAAGUAUGGCAAGGAUGCUCCGUUGGCCGUGACCCUGGGAUUGAGAAUGGAGGAGAUGAUCUUUAAUAUGGCAGACACCCAUCUCUUCUUUAAUGACUUGGAGGAGUGUGAUCAAGUACACAUUGAUGAUGUGUCAUCUGAUGAUAAUGGACAGGACCUUAGUACUUACAGUUUUGCCACUGAUGGCUUCCACGCAGCGGCGACCAGUGCCAGCCUCUGCCUAGCAACGGGCGUCAGGGGCGGAGUGGACUGGAUGCGGAAGCUAGCCUUCCGUUACCGAAGAGUAAAAGAGCUGUACUGCACAUAUAAAAACAACGUGGGGGGGCUCCUGGGGCCAGCUAAAAGAGAGGCGUGGCUUCAGCUCAGAGCAGAGGUUGAGGCUCUCACGGACUCGUGGCUCACCACUGCACUCAAGUCCCUGUCAAUCAUCAGCUCCAGGAGUAACUGCGUUAAUGUCUUGGUGACCACGACGCAGUUAAUACCGGCUCUGGCUAAAGUGCUGUUGUAUAGCCUGGGCUCUGCGUUUCCUAUUGAAAACAUCUACAGUGCAACCAAAAUAGGCAAAGAGAGUUGCUUUGAGCGCAUAAUGCAAAGGUUUGGCAGGAAGGUAGUGUAUGUUGUUAUUGGGGACGGUGUGGAAGAGGAGCAGGCCGCUACCAAGCACAACAUGCCUUUCUGGCGAAUAUCCAGCCACUCAGACCUGCUUGCUCUGCACCAAGCACUGGAGUUUGAGUACCUGUAACUCUGUAUCAUAGGUCUCUUUUUGUAUGACUAUUUAAAGAGCAACAGUACACUGCAAUGUCCUGUUAUGUUCUGUUAUGUAUGUCUUUUGUCUUUCUAAUUGUUUCUCUGGCUUGUUGAGAUAACUCUGCACUGUCUUAAAAAGACUUGGGCUGUCUGGAAAAGGGGGCAGGAACAGGCUCUUCAGGAGCUCACAGGUCUUACAUCAAUCACAUGCCGCUGGGCUCCAGUGUGGCGUCCACUACCUUAACGUGACCCGUAAGGAAAAUGUGCUUCAGCCUACAAGCACAAACGAGGCUCCCCAGGAGCUGAGGAACUUCACCCUGUGGUGUUCUCUCCAGAUUCUUCUCCUCUAUAAACAAAUAAGAUCUGUACUCCCAAAAAUCACAGUCUAGAAUAGAUUGAUAACUCAUGUAAAUUAUUUUAUGGUAACUAGUUUUAAACAUUAAAGAUGCUGUGUGUUUGCGAAUGCAUUUUUUUUUUUCCAUUUUGUCUUUUUGUAAGUUUUUGGCAAAGAAGUAUGUGUAUAAUGAUUUGUUGUGCCUUAUGAACUGUUCUGUGUGUUUAUUGUUUAUUUUAAAAAUAUGUAUGUAGAUGAACAGAACAAAAAGAUGAAAGCCUGA
Molecule: messenger RNA, 3012 nt
Organism: Electrophorus electricus (electric eel)
Lineage: Eukaryota; Metazoa; Chordata; Actinopteri; Gymnotiformes; Gymnotidae
Gene: eya4
Product: EYA transcriptional coactivator and phosphatase 4
Biological process (GO): multicellular organism development; positive regulation of DNA repair; cell differentiation
Cellular component (GO): nucleus
Molecular function (GO): protein tyrosine phosphatase activity
Source: RefSeq, a predicted model, not a curated record